This is a messenger RNA of Mytilinidion resinicola, 615 nucleotides long. RefSeq lists its product as uncharacterized. Bases 137 to 379 code for a protein of 80 amino acids. NCBI's taxonomy places the organism in Eukaryota, Fungi, Ascomycota, Dothideomycetes, Mytilinidiales, Mytilinidiaceae. The record is from RefSeq and is a predicted model, not a curated record. The transcript has a single exon.
UGGGAGUUCUACUACACGGAUUUCGAAGAUCUCGAAAAUAAGAUUGAGGAAAUCGAACCGCAGUACUUAAUACGACAUCACCGCACAUACCUGUCACUUGCCGAAAGAAGUACAUUUUGGACCCCCCCAUCCUCCGAUGGACAUCUCCAAGAAAACCCACUACGACUUGGCUGUAGCCCCUCCUUCUUUGGACGAAGCGCUUCCUUUUGGGAGAUUCUGCCCCCAUCUGCGGUUUAACGCAAAACACAUUCAGGAUCAUUUGACCAAUACAUCUGUCGAAGGCAUCGGCCAGCAUAAAUUAACCCUCUUCUGUGAACACUGCACUACGGACUACCGCGUCGAACUCCUCCCGGACCGGGUAGUCUUCCAAGUGUGGUAGGAUUUGGGGGCUAGCGGCCCACUGAGUGAGAAACACUGGCAGGCUCGUACUUAUGGGAUCGGUACCGUCUUUCAUACGCCCGGAUGUAUCAAACAGAAGUAUGACUCGAGACCAGAAAUGAUCUAGAGAGCUUUCAGGCGGCUGAGACGAUUCUUCCGAUUCGGACAUAGGGACUAGAUUGGGACAUCUAGGUCUUGUAGUGCUUGAAAAAUUCAGAUAGCUGGCUUAUAUACCUG